Hypoxylon fragiforme is the source of this 2746-nucleotide messenger RNA. Its product is annotated as hint-domain-containing protein. Bases 333 to 2684 code for a protein of 783 amino acids. Lineage: Eukaryota; Fungi; Ascomycota; Sordariomycetes; Xylariales; Hypoxylaceae. The record is from RefSeq and is a predicted model, not a curated record. The transcript has 6 exons.
AAAGCCUUGAUAGGAACCACUAUUUACAACCCUAGAACUCAGGUUGAAAGUCCAUAACAAAUAAGAAGAGCAGACUUUUUCAAAGCUGAAAGUUCGUCUAAACAGCUAUCACUUUGUGAGUUAGGAGGCCUAGUGAUCUCGAUUUAGCCAUUUUAGUUAUCUUGCAAGUUUAACAUGGCAAUGGCAUCCAUCUGUUAUUGCAUCGUCACAUGUGAUGGAAGGGGGAGAGGGAGACAAACAAAAGACAAAACCAACGGUCCUAGGUGAGGCAGUCUAUGAUUCUCAACUCAUCAUUCAGAUCAAUUAGUCUCAUAUGAUGUACGUUUGUGCAUAUGCAUUUGUGUUUCAGUCGUAACAAAUCAAACGGCUCACCAUCGACCCCCUCUUUGUCCCCUGACGAUAUAAAACAAGCACACCGCAACAAUCCUAGGAGUAGUAGAUUCAACUUCAUCUUCGUCUUUUAUGUUAACUUACACAUCUUGAUAUCCAACUCCAAAAUGGUUCAGAAAGCAGUUUAUUCAGUGAGGGUCAAGGGUGACUCCUCAGAUAACCUCACCCUUACCCCUGCUUCGACCAUGGAGGCAAUCGAGGAUCUUGGCCUACAGAUUCACCCUAUCUCAACGCAAGAUGGAGUUAUCAUUCGGGUACAGCCGCCAGCAAAGCCAAGAGAUCCUAGUCUCCACCAUGUUCCAUGCGAUAUCGUGCUAGUUAUUGAUGUUUCCGGAAGUAUGUCGUCGCCAGCUCCCGCGAAAAUGAGCGGAGAUGAUGGAAAGCCAAGCCAAGAAAACUUUGGUUUAUCCAUUCUGGACAUGGUGAAGCACGCGGCACGCACAAUUCUUAGCACUUUAAACCAGGGGGACAGACUCGGAAUCGUCACCUACAGUACCGAGGCUGUGGUCAUCCAGAAGCUGUUACCGAUGACAGGCGAUAACAAGAAGUUAACCGAAAGGAAUAUCGAAGCGAUGAGAGCCCAAGAACGGACAAAUCUUUGGCAUGGUAUCCAGAAGGGAAUUGACCUUUUCGAUGAAGUAGAUACGGGUCGCGUACCUGCUGUUAUGAUCCUAACAGAUGGACUACCUAACUAUAUGUGUCCCGCUCAAGGGUAUAUCCCGAAAAUACGCAGCAAAUACGAAACCCUCCCUGCAACCCUUCAUACGUUCGGGUUCGGCUAUGUGAUCCGGUCAGGUUUGCUGAAGUCCCUGGCAGAAAUCGGCAGUGGCAACUACGCGUUUAUCCCCGAUGCUGGCAUGAUUGGAACAGUAUUCGUUCACGCAGUCGCCCAUUUGCAGUCGACUUACGCUACGAAAUGUCGGCUGCAAGUGUCCGUUCCUAAAAGUAUGGGUUUGAAAAUAACAUCUGGCAAAUCGAUCGGCACAGAAGAGCAGGAGGAAGCAGAACGCAAAACCAUCACUUUCAAACUCGGAAAUCUGCAAUAUGACCAAUCCAGAGACAUAUAUCUUGAACACGUCAACACCGAGGGUCAAAAAGUCCAGUUUAGUACCGUGUCGGGAGAUGCCAGUGUCGACGCGACACUCACGUACUCGCAAGUAGGAGGUCCGGAAUUACGCACCACCGCCCACAACGAUAAACUGAACAUUUGCGUUCUCCCCGAGGCCGAGGUUGCCUACCACCAGAGCAGAUCGAUGAUAUGCGAGUUUCUUUCCUCCCUCUUUCCGCUUCAGAAAGACGAGGAAUACGAGACGCGGAAGAACGUCGACCCUAGGCGCCAUCAGCCAAGUCUAAAGCGCCUGCUAGAGAAUAUACCAGCUAGAUUCCAUAGUGACGAGUACAAUAAAUCUCUGAUGGAAGACCUGCAAGGAGAGCUGCCGUCGGGGCAGGUGAGCCUUGCGUUAUCCACGUCCGAGUAUUUCUGCAAAUGGGGAUGUCACUACUUUUUCAGCCUAUGGAAUGCGCAUGCGAAGCAACUAUGCAAUUCCUUCAAGGACCCGGGCCCCCUAAUGUACAACCGCAACGCCUUCUUCGCCAAGUGCCGAGACGCCCUCGACCGCGCCUUCGACACCAUCCCCCCGCCCAAGCCCUCCUGCCCCAACGUCGCCACCACGCGCCACAUCCAAAUGAGUCAACUGAACCGCGCCGCGGGCCCCUGCUUCACCGGCGCCAGCAAGGUCGCGCUGGACUCCGGCAAGCAGGUCCCCGUCCGCCAGCUCCAGAGGGGCUCGCGCGUGCGCACGCCCGCGGGGAGCAGACAAGUCGCUGCCGUGCUGAAGACGAUGGUGCAACGGAUUGCGAUGUGCAGAAUCGCGGAUGGCCUUGUCGUUACGCCGUGGCAUCCCGUCUGCUAUGAAGACAGAGACAGCAACAUGGCGCCUGGUUGGGCUUUCCCAGCGGAUAUCCUGGCGCAGUCGGAGAAGCCGCAGGUCGUGAUCUACUCGGGCGCUAUAUACUCCGUGCUUCUGCAGCCGGAUGACGAGGUCGAGGCGCACGCGCUCAAGAUUGGGGGGUUGUGGGCUGUGACGUUGGGCCAUGGCUUGGUGGAAGGAGAUGAUGUCCGCGCCCAUCGAUUCCUAGGAGACUAUGGCAAGGUUGCGGAGGCGAUUGCGGAGUUACGGCCGGGGAGGGAUGGUGUUGCGCUUUCUAGUGGUGUGAAGAGACGAGGCGCGGAUGGGUUGGUUUCGGGUUUUAGGAAAUAUGUACCACGACAACGGACGGGAAUUGGACACUGAGUUGGAAGACAUUUAGUGUUAGGGUUUGGUCAAGAUGUUGGAUAUUCGCGUCUUGUAAGGGG